AUGCAGUCGCUCGUCGUCGAGUUCUCGCGGCGCGUGCGCGAGCCAGCACAAAAUAUGAGGGCGAGUGCAGGGGCCAGCCGCGCCACGCGCGGCCACGUGCACCUCCCAAGCCAACCGCCGCCCCCGCAGCACGACGGAGAGCGGGUCGAUCCGAUGAUGCUCGGUGAAGAUGCUCGGUUGGCUCUCGCCAAAUGCGAAGUCAAUUCGGCGAUGGUCUCCGCUGCUCGAAAGCGCCACCGAGAGAAGGAGAAGCACGCUGCGGCGGCCGCCGACCCUCCUGCGACCUCGACGGACGAGCGGACCAAGCAUCGGAUAAAGAAGGACCUGAAGCGCAAGGAGAAGCGCAGAGCCGCGGCCGAGCAGAAGCGCCAAGAGGCGGCCUCCGUGGCUCCAAGCGGCAAGGCGGCGCCCUCCGCCGCUGUCAGCGCACCAGCGCACCGCGUCUUUGUCGGCCGGCUCGCGCAGUCGACCACCGAAGACGAGCUUGAGCGCCACUUUGCGGCGUGCGGGCCGGUGACGUGCGUGGACAUGCUUCGGCGGAGGGAGACGAACCGCUUCAAGGGCGCCGCCUUCGUGGUGUUUGAGACGGCCGGCGCCGUCGACGCCGCGCUGCUCCUCGACGGCAGCGACGUGGGCGGCGAGGCCGCUAGAUGGACAGGUAGGGCGGUGCGCCACGUGUGGCCACAAUGGACAGCGGAACCAGACCUGACUCUGGGACCUGCUAGAGGGCGCUAG
Messenger RNA from Emiliania huxleyi CCMP1516, 735 nucleotides. RefSeq lists its product as hypothetical. The record is from RefSeq and is a predicted model, not a curated record. Bases 1 to 735 code for a protein of 244 amino acids. The transcript has 3 exons. NCBI's taxonomy places the organism in Eukaryota, Haptophyta, Isochrysidales, Noelaerhabdaceae. Gene Ontology annotation, molecular function: RNA binding.